AUUCUUUCUUAAGUUUUCAUUUCUUAAAUUAUUUUUAUUUUGUAUAAAUAUUUAAAGAUGCCGUCAAGGAAUGAUAACGCCACCGUUACUACCUUAAAGUCGCUCCCUAAUUUCGAAAUUGAGAAACUUAGGCAUCUUUUUACUGUCCAUGAGGAGCUUGGAAUUGACCCUGAAAAGAUUAAAAAACCGCUACUAGAACUUAUUAAACAGAAUCAUAUGUAUCCUUAUUAUGAGCGUAUAAAGCCUAAGCUUGGUAUAAUUGAGGAUGAUUUUGAGAUCGAGAGUUUUAAGGAGUUGAACUCAAAGACCCUUGCCGAAUUAGAUGAGAAAAUUGAAUUCGCCGAGAAGAACUUCGGCUCCUCUGAAAUUAAAGAUUCGAUCCUAGAUAAGGGCAAUUACUACUUCAAAAUCGGUGAUCACGAGAACACGGUGAAAGUGUAUGAGCAGGCUUUGGAGAAAACGGUUGGAAUUAACAGUAAACUUGAGAUAAUGCUCACGAUUUUAAGGGCAGCGUUCUUUUUCAAUGAUCUUCCACUACUCGUUAAAUACAUGGAAAAAGCCAAACAAGAUAUUGAGAAAGGAGGUGAUUGGGAACUUAGAAAUCGAUUACACAUAUAUGAAGCUGUCCAAUUAAUGCUAUGUAGAAAGUUCAAAGAAGCUACUGAACUCUUUCUCGACUCUCUUUCCACUUUCACGGCCACUGAAUUAAUCUCACUUGAAGAACUUGUUCUCUACUCCAUUGUUCUCUCAUUGAUAACGAUGGACCGUAACGUGAUAAGUAAGAAGGUAUUAUUAUCUAGUGAAGUGGCACAAGUAGCUUCCCCAGGGUCUUGUCUGUACCAGCUCAUCAGUGAUUACUACAACUGUAACUAUAAAAACUACAUGAAACAUCUGGUUGACGUGAGUAAAUUGAUAUUGAAGGACCGUUAUCUGGGACGGCACUGCAGAUAUUUUGUACGUCAGGCUAGACUACCCGCCUAUAAACAAUUUUUAAGACCCUAUAAAUCCGUCACCUUAAAAAACAUGGCAGACGCAUUCCAAGUUUCAACCGAAUUCAUCGAAGAAGAAUUGGUGUCGUAUAUAAGUGGGAUGAGAUUGGAUUGUAAGAUAGAUAAGGUGAAUGGUAUAAUUGAGAAUAACGUCGGUGAUGAGAGGAAUAAUAAUUACGUCAAGACCAUAAAACAGGGCGACCUCCUGAUUAAUCGGAUCCAAAAACUAUCCAGAAUCAUCGACAUGUAAUUAAUGUUUUACUCUACU
Theileria parva strain Muguga is the source of this 1257-nucleotide messenger RNA. RefSeq names its product 26S proteasome non-ATPase regulatory subunit 6 (gene Psmd6). The record is from RefSeq and is a predicted model, not a curated record. Lineage: Eukaryota; Apicomplexa; Aconoidasida; Piroplasmida; Theileriidae. The transcript has 11 exons. Gene Ontology annotation, biological process: proteasome-mediated ubiquitin-dependent protein catabolic process. Gene Ontology annotation, molecular function: protein binding. The coding region runs from base 58 to 1239 and encodes 393 amino acids.